Messenger RNA from Rhineura floridana, 2522 nucleotides. RefSeq names its product enolase 4 (gene ENO4). Gene Ontology annotation, molecular function: magnesium ion binding; phosphopyruvate hydratase activity. The record is from RefSeq and is a predicted model, not a curated record. The coding region runs from base 126 to 1967 and encodes 613 amino acids. The transcript is spliced from 14 exons. Gene Ontology annotation, biological process: glycolytic process. NCBI's taxonomy places the organism in Eukaryota, Metazoa, Chordata, Lepidosauria, Squamata, Rhineuridae. Gene Ontology annotation, cellular component: phosphopyruvate hydratase complex.
CAGGGACGAAUCCUUUUCAAGGCGCCCUCCCAGACUACCCCGCGACAACACGGAAAUCUCGGGGCUGGGCUGUGCGCGUGCCUCCGUCUCCUAGCAACGAAGUCUCGGCUCUUCUCCGGAAAGUCAUGGAGUAUGGGGAAAACCGCUCUGGGGCCGAGCAGCGGCAAUUCACCAUUACGGAUCUCAAACACCAGGCUGCGGAGUAUUACCGGGCCAACGAAGUACCGCAACGCCUGGAGGAAGUGCUUAACGCCAUGUUCUACCAACGCCCCGAGGACUUUUACGGGCACCUGGCAAACUACUUCUCUGAAUUAUCAAAGCCUCCAGUGAUAUGCACGUUAUUUGGAAAAAGGGUGCUGGAUGGGAUUGGUCGACCAACAUUAGAAGUGGAAGUGUCAUGCCGAGUUAGGAACUGUGUCAAGAGGAUUUGUUCCAGCAUAAUCUCUUCUCAUACUGAAAUUCUUGAAAAUGCUUCACCAGAAGCAGUUGAUGCUGAUGAAAAGGAAAGAGAUGAAUCUGUAAAUAUAGCAAUUGAAUGGAUAAAUGAAUCACUGCAUGAAAUGCUCAGAGGCCUUCUACCUACUGACCAGCAUAAUGUUGAUGGGCUACUCGGUGAAUAUUUUGCAAAGAAAGCAGAAGAAGACAAAGAAAGAAGGGAAGCUGAAAAGGAAAAAGAAAAAGAAAGCCAGGAAGCAGAGUUUCCUAUUUCUUCAUCUACUACAGCACCUUCUGGGAAAAAAAAAUCAAACAAACCAGGAAAGAAGGUGUCUUUGCCAGAGAAGCCAGUCCUGCCUGCAGAACCCACUGAACCUGUAGUUAUGGGUAGUAUGGCUAUUGGGUGUAUAUCACUUGCUGUUGCAAAGACUGCUGCAACUCUUCGUGACAUGCCUUUGUACUUACAUGUUGCUUUGCUGAAACACAAUCAGGAGUUGCCUAAAGAACUGGCUAUGCCUUUGCCGAUGACAACGGUUUUGAGUUGUGGAAAAUCGUCACCUGGAAAACUGAAUCUUAUGAAAGAAGUGAUGCUCAUACCUCCUUCCUGGUUAACGAUUAAACAAGGUAUAGAAAGAUGUGUGGAUAUUCAGAAACAAAUGAUAAAGUUGCUGGGACAAAUGGCCAACGUGCCUAGUUCCAUGGGAGAAAGUAAAAAGUCUUCUUCACGUGAUGCUGCGAAGAAAGCUCUGCCUCCUGUUUUUAAAAAAAUGUCUCACUUAGGUUGCCUGGUAACAGGGACUGAAAGUCUUGAACAACCUCUGACCUUGAUCCAAUCGGCUUGUGCAAAUCUUUCCUUGGAAUUAGGAAUAGAUAUACACUUGGGAAUAAAUUGCGCUGCUCAUGAACUAAUGGACUAUACUAAGGGAAAAUAUGAAGUAGUGCUUGGAACGCACAAGAGCCCUGAUGAAAUGCUGGAUGUAUAUGUGGACCUUCUCAAUAAAUUCCCAUCCAUUAUAGCAUUAAUAGAUCCAUUGAGGAAAGAGGACAGCCAGCAGUGGACCUCCUUAUGCAAUACAUUAGGUUCUAAAUGUUAUCUUAUUGCGGAAGAUUCAUGCAGGAAUUUGUCUAAACUUCUGGAAGAACAAAACACACCAAAAUGCAGUGGCCUCAUCAUAAAAUACACCAAUGAAGCUAAAAUUUCUGACCUUUUGGAAAUGACCCGGCGUUUAGAUGGUCGGAAGCACAUUUCCAUCUUAGGAAGCCCAGAUGGAGAGUCUUCUGAUGACAGUCUUGUAGACCUGGCUGUUGGACUGGGAACCAGGUUCAUCAAGUUGGGAGGUCUUUCACGUGGAGAGAGGGUCACCAAAUACAACCGUCUUCUUGCUAUAGAGGAAGAAUUGGGCAAAAAUGGAAGACUCGUUGAAGGAGAUGAACAUGAAUUUGUUGAUUUUACUGAAGAGGAAGAAGAGGUGGAGGAAGAAGAACUUGAUUAUACUGAUUUUGCUGUGAGGACAGAGCACCCUGCUAUGUAGAAAGUGAUGUUUCAGAUUUGGCAUGAGUUGGUCCAGAACUGACCCCUGAAUUCUCCAUUUUGGAGUAAAAAAGAUCUUUCCCAGGCUACCUCAUUGGGGCAGCCGCUGAGAUGACACAGUCAAUCCUUUGUUUUUCUCAUCUUCCAUGGAUAAAUAUUUUAUUUAAAAUGUUUGUAUUCUGCCUUUCUGCUAUUGAACCUUUCAGUCAGCUUAAUGGGAAUUUGCCAUAUGGACUAACACCCACUACUACUUCUUGUUCUAUAAGGAUAUGGCUGCGCUGUCAGGAAUAUUCUGCAUUUGGGGAUGAAAAACAAUAUAGGGCAGAAUAUUCUAGAAGUGACUACAGUAUCCUUGAGUCAUGCAGGCUUUAACAGUCUGAAAUGCAUUUAUGAAUGUGGCUGUUUUGAUGCAGUGCUUCACUUUGUUGUUCUUUAAAAGUAAAAUGUUUUGUCAUACAUGUUUUGUUUUAGACACACUGAUUUUCAUGCUCAAUUUUAAAAAUCCUUCCUUUCCAGUAACAAUGAAAACAAUAAAUCAAAGCACAAUUCACACUAA